GUUAAGGACAUGUCCUGUGGGAAAGGCUGGACGAUGUUUGAAGAACGUUGCUACCAGAAGUUUCCCUCCCCGCUUGUCUGGUGGGCUGCGGAGAGGUACUGCCAAGCUCUGGGUGGUCAUCUGGCUGCAGUCAACACGCCACAGGAAAACGAGUUCAUCCGCAGCAGCUUAGGAAACGGGUGGAUAGGGCUGACGCUUGAUGCCAUUUUGAUAAAGAACGAAAGACAGAAAAUAGUCAAUUUGACGUGGAGUGAUGGAAGUCCUGCCGGAAACGCCUUCCGGGAACAAAACAUCUCAUACGAUGUUUUCCAGGAAUACAUUUGGCGACUCAACGACCCUUUCUGUGCUUUCCUAGAAGACCACGAUUCCUGGAGUCUCCAACCUUGUAGCCUGAUCGAAAAAGAAUUCAUAUGCGAAAAAGAUCCUUCAUCCAAUAUCGGAGGUGAUGCCAACGAUAGUGAACAGUGUAACAACGCUGAUCUAAUAGCUGGCAGAGACGAUUUUCACACAUAUAUUCCGGAUAUGACAGUGUGUGAUGAUUGUAUGGCACAUCAGACAAGCUGUGGGUAUGUCCGAUGUGGCAGCUUUGACCAAUACCGCUGUGGCCUGAUCUACUCUCCCGGAUACCCGACUGCCUUUCCUUCUUCAGUCAUCUGCUUGUGGACCAUCGACGGUCCGAGCGGAAGCUACGUCAGUUUAGUGCUGCUGGAUGUAGAUUUGCCCGGAUAUUCAGGAGGUGCCUGCACCAGCCGUGUGCUGCAAAUCAGGGAUAGGUUCCUGACGGUAGGGUGGAAUACGAUCCACGGGCUGUGUCGUGGUGAAAACGAGCAAAGGCUCUUUGUCUCGAGCUCCAAUGACAUGCAGUUGGCCAUGCUGGCGACACGAAGUGGUGGUGAUGUCGGCGGCACUCGUGGAUUUAUGGCAACGUUCAACAUCAGUACGUUCAUCGCCAGCGGUCAGGUACAAAACCUUCCGGAUGAUGCAGGGUUCAUUUGCCCAUGUGGUUGGCAUUUGUUCCGUCGAAACUGCUACCAGACCUUCCUGCACAACGUACCAGUCAACUGGAAAGAGUCAGACGCUAAGUGCCGAGAGGUUGGUGCCAACUUGACCAGCGUCGCUGACCGACAGGAAAUGGAGUUUCUGCACCUGCUUCUGGUCACCAACGUUGUUGUGAAGCGUAUUGCUGAUCCAAAACUUUAUAUAGGUCUGUACGACAUCUAUAGAAAUCGAACUUUCGCCUGGACAGAUGGUACCCCCGUGACAUUCACGGACUGGUCGCCUGUGGAUAUCCGCACUGGGUUUCCACAACCAGAUGGGGCUGACAUCAACUUCUGUGUUGCCAUAGUGAUGAAAAACGUUUGGGGUACUGACCAAUGGUAUGACGUGGCCUGUGACGAACGAGACACUAGAUCCUUCAUUUGUAAGGGAAAGGCUGAACGAGUGACCCGCUCAGGAAAUGAUGUAUAG
Branchiostoma floridae (Florida lancelet) is the source of this 1467-nucleotide messenger RNA. RefSeq lists its product as uncharacterized. NCBI's taxonomy places the organism in Eukaryota, Metazoa, Chordata, Leptocardii, Amphioxiformes, Branchiostomatidae. The transcript is spliced from 8 exons. The coding region runs from base 10 to 1467 and encodes 485 amino acids. The record is from RefSeq and is a predicted model, not a curated record.